AUGCAUUGCACCGACCACAACCAACAAUCAAUAUCGACCAAUAUGCCACCAUCACCCCUAACAACAAUCUACAAGGAGAUCAACUGGUCAAAGAUCUCCGUGGACAUCUACCUUCCCCCGCCUCCACAAAAUGCCUCCCACGACCACAAAUAUCCCGUCUUAAUAAACAUCCACGGCGGCGCCUUCAUGCUCGGCCACAGCCGGAUGGUCUCGAUGCCGCAAGUUGACGACUGUCUUGAGCGAGGCUGGAUCGUCGCUGUCCCUAAUCACCGGCUUUGUCCCGGGGUCGAUGUGCUAAACGGGCCGGUGCAGGACAUGCGAGACUUCCUGGCAUGGAUUUAUGCUGGUGACCUUGAGCGGUUCUUGGGAGAGCAGAGCCCAACCCAGGAUGAGCGGAACUAUAGUGUCGAUCUAGAUAGGGUUAUGGCGUUUGGGACGUCGAGUGGCGGCUAUUUGGCGCUGGCCUUGGGCUACGACACGCCCCGCCCACCGCGCGCAAUCCUCAACUUCUACGGCGCCGUCCACUUCACCCACCCCUCCUGGCGCAAACCCCUCCCACACGUCAAAGCCAACCUCCCACCAAACGGCUUUCCCCAAGACUUUCUCCAACAAGUUUACGACGAGUACCCCAUCCCUACAACAUCCGGCAUCUCCCUCGAGGGCCAACAAUCCAACAGGCCGGACUUCAGCCGGCCCCGCGACGCAUUCGCGCUAACCCAGAUCGCCAAUGGGACUGUUCUCGAUGCGAUCUUUCCCGCAAGUGCUGGGAGGCUGGAGGAUAUUGAUCCCGUCACUAGAGUCGAGGCGGGGUUUCCUCCUACGUUUAUUGUGCAUGGGGAUUGUGAUCGGAUGGUUCCCGUUGAUGUGAGUCGGAGGCUUUUGGAGGUUCUAAGGGAGAAGGGAGUGGAGUGUGGGAUUGUGGAGGUUGAGGGGGAGGAUCAUACGUUUGCAUUGGGGAUGGAGGUUGGAGGGACGACCUGGCGGAGAUCUAGGGAGGGGUUUGAGUGGUUGGAGAGUGUUAUUCGAUAG
This is a messenger RNA of Aspergillus calidoustus, 1029 nucleotides long. Lineage: Eukaryota; Fungi; Ascomycota; Eurotiomycetes; Eurotiales; Aspergillaceae. The record is from the annotation of a GenBank genome assembly.